Molecule: messenger RNA, 793 nt
Organism: Diuraphis noxia (Russian wheat aphid)
Lineage: Eukaryota; Metazoa; Arthropoda; Insecta; Hemiptera; Aphididae
Source: RefSeq, a predicted model, not a curated record
UUACUAUAAAUGUGCAAAAUCCAAGGAGUUCUUUUGUGAUGGAACUGCUAGGAAAAACGUUGAUGGUACAUUUUCCGAGUUAAAACCACAUUCAAGAGUACACAUUGCUAAUAGAGACGAUGAAUCAAAUCUGAUUGUAUUAUUUAGAGAUGCAUUGAAGGAACGAUCUAAAAAUGAAAACAUCUCAUUGAAACUAAUUUAUGAUGAUGAAGCACAAAGACACAGAGUUGCUGCAGGUCUUUAUCCCUGGUCAACUGCAGAAAGUAUAAUGCGCUCUGUUAGGAGAUCUUCCCUACCAGCUCUGCCUCAAUCGUUGCAUGAGUUAGCUGUAAAAUUCGAUAAUGGAGAUUUAUCAAGAUAUAUGUGUUGCAACAAUUCCAUAUUUAGUGGAUCAGUUAGAGAUUCUGAUGGUAAAUACAGUGUUAUAUUAGCAUGUACACACUUAAUUAAUUUAGUUCUGUCACAUGGCAUAACCGAGGUCCAUGCGGAUGCUACAUUUAAAGUAGUACCUGCUAAUAUGGGCAAUCAACUGCUGAGUAUUCAUUUUAUGAUGGAUAAUGUAUCGAUACCAAUAGCCUAUGCGCUAAUGGAAACAAAAUCGAGAAACUCRUAUCAAUGCGUGAUGGAUUAUAUGAAGAACAAUUUAUUUCCCAACUUAUCGCCGUCAUUGAWAAUGACUGAUUUUGAACCAGCACUUAGAGAUGCAUUAUCUUCUAGUGUAGGUGUUGAAGGGACACGUGUCUUAGGGUGUUGGUUCCAUCAUAAUCAGGUCAGUAUAUCUAAUGUUGAUUAG